AUGGCAGUGCAUCAUCAUCAAAACCACGUCGUUUUGAUAACAGUCAUGGUGAUGAUCAUCAUGAUAGUUCCAUCGUUGGGUUGUUGCUUAACUCCACCACCGCCACCACUCCCACCGCCAUCGGGACUCCAAUACUGGGUCGGAGAUUCCCUCUGGACCAUCCCUCCUUCCCCUUAUUACUACUCAAACUGGUCUUCUUCCCACUUCUUCAAACUCGGCGACUCACUAGCUUUUGAUUUCGAAACGGGGCGUUACAACGUGAUCCAAGUGACAAGACAAGAGUAUGAGAGCUGCACCUCAUGGAGCCCAAUCAAGAUAUAUUACGAAGGACCAGCAAUCGUUCCCCUGACACAGCAAGGUGUACUUUACUUCAUUUGUAAUUUGUCCAACUACUGCAAUCUCGGCCAGAAGAUCGCCAUUACCGUCCAUGAUUGUCCUAAAACAAAUCCUCCGUCGCCAGCACCGGCGAUACCGGCAUCGCCACCACCUUCCCCGGCUCCUUCAACUGUUAGAAGUCCUCCGUCGUCACCAUCGCCGCCGCCGUAUAAUAAUGGAUCUCGUCAUGGUGAACCUGCUCCAAGUCCAGCUGUUAAUCCUUCACCCAGUGCCGGAAAUGGUCGCCAUUCGCCGGAGAAUAAUGCACCUAAAGCGAACAAGUCUGCUGCUAUUAUGAGUGGAGGAAACAAGUUUGGUUUUGGAUUGUGUAUGAUUUUAUUCAUUUGCUUUGUUGGGGGAAAAAUGUAG
This is a messenger RNA of Cannabis sativa, 744 nucleotides long. RefSeq names its product cucumber peeling cupredoxin-like. The coding region runs from base 1 to 744 and encodes 247 amino acids. Gene Ontology annotation, cellular component: plasma membrane. Gene Ontology annotation, molecular function: electron transfer activity. The transcript is spliced from 2 exons. The record is from RefSeq and is a predicted model, not a curated record. Lineage: Eukaryota; Viridiplantae; Streptophyta; Magnoliopsida; Rosales; Cannabaceae.